Aspergillus ochraceoroseus IBT 24754 is the source of this 993-nucleotide messenger RNA. RefSeq names its product DNA replication protein PSF1. Gene Ontology annotation, biological process: DNA replication; DNA strand elongation involved in mitotic DNA replication. The transcript has 4 exons. The record is from RefSeq and is a predicted model, not a curated record. The coding region runs from base 1 to 648 and encodes 215 amino acids. NCBI's taxonomy places the organism in Eukaryota, Fungi, Ascomycota, Eurotiomycetes, Eurotiales, Aspergillaceae. Gene Ontology annotation, cellular component: GINS complex.
AUGUACGGCGAACUCGGAAACAAACUAGUUCAACACGCCAAGCGCACCCAAUCCCUCGCCCACCUCCCACCCUAUCAAACCGAACUGGUCCGAACCGUCGCUCGAGAAGUCCGCGACCUCGACCGUGACCUAGCCCACCUCCUUGCUCCCUUCGAAGGCAGCUUCAAUCCAUCCCAGGAGCCCGCUGUCGCCUGCGCCCUUCUCGUCGACCACCUCUGCAUCCGGCGCAACAAGCGCUGUCUCCUCGCCUACCACCGUGUGCGCACAGAGAAACUCGAGGAACUGUGUUGGACGGGUAUCGAUGUCCUUGAACAGCAGCUACCGUCCGCGGAGCAGAUAGGAGGGGCAGGGGGGUCGAUGAGCUCGCAGAAUGGAAAUCAUAGUUCGCUGAGUCCCGAGGAGGAGGAGUAUUUUCGACAGUAUAGUGAUAUGCUCGCUACGUAUAAGGGACAAUGGACGGAUAUUGAUCUUACGGGGAGUUUGGAGCCGCCCAAGGAUUUAUUCAUUGACGUGAGGGUUUUGAGGGAUGCGGGGGAGAUUCAGACGGAAUAUGGGGUCAUUAAUUUGACGAAGAAUAGUCAACUCUAUGUACGCCAAGGGGAUGUGGAGCGAUUGAUUGCUCAGGGAUUCCUAGAGCGAUUAAGUUGAGGCGGUGGGAUGUUGCGGUGCUUAUCAAGUUAUGAUGAUGUGAUAUUGUGAUACCCAAUUUGUACCUGAUUGAAGUUAUUAUUGAAGCCACAAGACGUUGUACGAGAGAAUUACUUAGAGCAAUGACUCUAAAGUAUAGAGAAACCUGCGGGUUUCCAUGACUAACUAGUGCCUGACCAUUAGUUAGUUAGUUAGCUGCGUGCUGGUGCUGGAGGUCCAUGCAGGGGAAAAAAAAAAUGCAACGGCGACGUUAUUUCUGGGGCUCUUCUCGGAGAUCAUCCGCUACUAUAGAUACCUCCUUACUCUUUUCCGAGACACCCUCAUUUAAUAACAAAAGAAAGAAAG